Ipomoea nil (Japanese morning glory) is the source of this 4372-nucleotide messenger RNA. Its product is annotated as pentatricopeptide repeat-containing protein At4g21300. The record is from RefSeq and is a predicted model, not a curated record. Gene Ontology annotation, biological process: RNA modification; regulation of DNA-templated transcription. The transcript is spliced from 4 exons. Gene Ontology annotation, molecular function: DNA-binding transcription factor activity; protein binding; RNA binding. Lineage: Eukaryota; Viridiplantae; Streptophyta; Magnoliopsida; Solanales; Convolvulaceae. The coding region runs from base 1818 to 4328 and encodes 836 amino acids.
UCAAAGGCCUAAUAUUUCCAACCAUCUCUGGCUUGAUUUAACCUAUUUUUUGUUAAGAAAAAAGUUGUAUGAACUCUGCAUUUUUAGCCAAAUGCUUUGUCUGCAUAUAGCAUUUACACUAUCAAAUCCACAGUUGGGGCUUAUUUUUAAAGAAAAGUAUUCCGUUUUCUUGGUACUCUUAUGUUGUGCUAACUUCCUUCUGUGUGAUAGAGCUUCAAGGUAGUAACGUAGUAUUUGAAGUGCAUUAAACAUCAAACAGAUAUUGCUUUUUCUGCUGGGCUUUUGUGGCUUAACUCUGAAGAGUCUAGACUCUAGGUGCCUCUCAAAAUUUUAUUUUACAAAGCAGUGAACUUCAAUGACUGUUUAAUUUUUGGGUUAGUUUUCCUUUGGGAGGGUUAGGCAGAUGUCUGGUAAACACUAAGCUAUUUGUAAAGCUAACUGUUUGACAAUCUUGUGUGGUUUGGAGCAUUUUUCAUUUGCUUAAUAUACCAAGCCAAAUGCAAAUAUUAUGCUUAAUAUACCAAGCCAAGGGAAGAAUUGCAUCAAAAAGGAACAAUGGAAGUGGUUGUGGUGGUCCUGGAAGAUCUCACCAUUGGUUGUUGGAGUGUUUGGGCUGGUUGAAGUUGUACUCUGCUUGUUACAAAAAGUAGAGAGACCGGAGUUUUGUUACUAAGGUUGGGAUUGAGAUUAGUUGCAGAAGCAGUAGUAACUGUGUUUUGGCACUGACCGAUGCAGUUCAGCUUUCUUUGCAAAUCCUUUCUCUGUCGGGAUGUGCAAUGGUGUCAAACAAGACCUUACCUCUCUUGCUUAAGCUGCGCAAUAGCCUUGUCGGUUUGAACAUCCAGAAUUGCCCCGGAAUCAGUUCUAGUGGUGUCGAUUCGCUUGCAGAGCAGCUUUGGAGGUGCGAUGUUCUUUCUUGAGGAUAGCUUGCUUUCAAAAAACCAACCCCAUCGGUCUGUUCGAUCUGUACUACGGUUUGUUGAAUUUGGCGGAGGAGACCAAAAUACAUAAAACAGUGAUAUUUGCCCUUAAAAAUGAAUUAUUUAAGGCAAAUGACAAUUCUAUCCCCACUUUAGACGGCCCAGACGGAAGAAACUAACGGGAGGAUGGCAGCAGGUCACAUUUUGAAAGUCGGAGGACCACGGAUGGUAAUACGAAAGUUUAGGACUAUAUGUGGCGAAAUCACCAAACUCGAGGGAUCUUGGCUGGGAGGCGGCGCUUCCUAAAGACGAGACCUCCAAAUCAACACCACUACCGCCGCUGCCACAAACUCCGUCCUCGUCAAUGCCGUCGUCAUCCGCUGCGAUGACGUCCGAGGAGGAUGAAUCCUCCCGAAUCGCUGCCCUAACCUCACUUCACCGCGCCAUUCUCUACUCGCUUAACUCCCUCCUCGUCACUCACUCCGCCUCGCUUCUAGCUCAAGGACGUCUCAGCUCCUUUCUGACAAGUACCCAUAUCUGAAUGAGAACGUCUUUGUCCCUUGUUGACUCUUUCAGGUAUUCAAUUACCUGGACUAAUCUUUUCUUCACUGAGGCAGUUGGAGUAGGGCUUCUGUUUGGUCCAAUCCACAACCUUUUAUUCAUUUCAGUGCCUUGAAGCAUAAAAAUACGAUCUUGGUUUAACGAAGAUGAUGAAGUGCAUGUAGGUGCAUAUGAUGAUGAAGAGGCUGUGGGCGGAGAAUAUGAUCUUGCUGCUUUGAAAUAUCGGGGCCCUGGAACACUAAUUAACUUUGCAGUAAGAAAAUACUGAUCCAUCCAGAGCUUAACUGCUUUAUUAAACAAAUACCAGUGCCCAAAGCUUCUACCACCAAAUGCUAGAUGUUUCAAAACAAUCUUCUUCGCUUCAUCCCCAGAACUUUCUUUUGCACUGCUGCUUCUGCUUCUACAUUGACCUCCAAGCACGUUUUCCGUUUAACUCACACUGGCAUUGAGGAGGUUUUAGCAUCCAAACUUGCACCAAUCUUACAUAUUUGCACUUCUUUUUCAGACAGUUCUUCCAUUCUACAACAAGGGCAACAAAUUCAUGCCCAAAUAAUUGUGAAUGGAAUUGUAAACACGGGUGUUUUGGGAACCCGAAUUCUGGGGAUGUAUGUUCUCUGUAACAGAUUUCUUGAUGCCAAGAAGUUGUUUUGGCAACUCAAUCUAUGCUAUGCUUCUCCUUGGAAUUGGAUGAUCAGAGGGUUUACUGUAAUGGGUCAUUUCAAUUCUGCACUCAUAUUUUACUUUAAGAUGUUGAGUUUUGGUACAUGGCCUGAUAAGUACACUUUUCCUUAUGUGAUAAAGGCUUGUGCUGGGUUGCAUGCUGUCAAGUUGGCAAAAUCAGUACAUAGAUGGAUUUGCAGUUUGGGUUUUGAGCUGGAUAUCUUUGUUGGGAGUGCCUUGAUUAAGCUCUAUGCUGAAAAUCAUCUUUUAGACGAUGCACGAUGCUUGUUCAAUAAAAUACCUAUGAGGGAUAGUGUUUUGUGGAAUGUAAUGCUUAAUGGGUCUUUGAAUUGUGAGGAAGCUGUGGUUGGAUUGUUUGGGCAGAUGAGGGGAAGUGAUACUAAGCCAAAUUCUGUGACAUAUGCUUGUGUUCUUUCACUUUGUGCUUCUAAAGGAAUGGUUGAGUUUGGGACUCAACUUCACGGGCUUGUUGUAAAGUGUGGGCUGGAAAUGGAUUCUCCUGUGGCCAACACUUUGAUAGCAAUGUAUAUGAAAUGCCAUUGCUUGUUUGAUGCCAAGAAGUUGUUUGAUACAGUGGGGAAAAAUGAUUUGGUUCCUUGGAAUGGAAUGAUUGGUGGAUAUGUCCAAAAUGGAUUUAUGGCUGAUGCUUGGAAUUUAUUUCACAAAAUGAUAGCUAUUGGUGUUAAACCAGAUGGAAUCACCUUUGCAAGUUUGCUACCCUCUGUUUCUGAAUCUGGAAAUCUGUAUCUAGGUAGGUCUAUUCAUGGAUACAUUGUGAGACACAAUGUUACUUUGGAUGUGUUUUUGAAAAAUGCACUUAUUGAUAUGUAUUUUAAGUGUAGGAGUGUGCAGAUGGCAUGCAAGGUUUUUGAUGGUAGCCUGCCGGUGGAUAUUGCAAUUUGUACAUCUAUGAUUUCAGGAUUUGCUGUUAAUGGGAUGAAUCUUGAUGCCCUAGAGGUGUUCAGAUGGUUGCUGGUUAAGCAAAUGAAGCCAAAUGCACUUACUUUAGCAAGUGUCUUGCCAGCUUGCACUGAAUUGGCGGCCUUGAAACUUGGUAAGGAGUUGCAUGGUACUGUCUUUAAACAUGGUUACGAAGGAAAAUGCUUUGUGGGUAGUGCCUUGACAGAUAUGUAUGCAAAAUGUGGAAGGGUAGACCUUGCUCAUCAAGUUUUCUUGUCGUUGUCUGAAAAAGACUCAGUUUGCUGGAACUCAAUGAUUACUGGCUAUUGCAAGAAUGGAGAACCAGAGCAAACCAUUGAUCUUUUCCGCAAGAUGGGUGCAGAAGGAGCUAAAUAUGACUGUGUCAGCAUAUCAGGUGCUCUUUCUGCAUGUGCAAAUAUACCAGCUCUCCAUCAUGGAAAAGAGAUCCAUGGCUUCAUGAUCAAAAGUGCAUUUCGCAAUGAUCUUUUCGCUCAAAGUGCACUAAUAGACAUGUACGCCAAAUGUGGGUACUUGCAUACAGCACGUCGUGCAUUUGAUUUGAUGAAAACGAAAAAUGAAGUUUCAUGGAACAGCAUAAUAUGUGCUUAUGGAAACCAUGGUUUAUUAGAAGAAUGCUUAGAUUUGUUUCAUGGGAUGGAAGAAGAUGGAUUCCAGCCUGACCACGUGACUUUCCUUGCUAUCAUAUCUACUUGUGGUCAUGCGGGUGAGGUUGAAGAAGGGAAGCACUAUUUCAAUCGCAUGGUCCAAGAAUACGGGAUUGUACCUAGGAUGGAGCAUUAUGCAUGCAUGAUUGAUUUGUAUGGGAGGGCUGGUUGUUUAGAAGAAGCAUUUGAAGUGAUCAAAAGCAUGCCAAUUACCGCCGAUGCUGGCAUCUGGGGCACAUUACUCGGUGCUUGUCGAGUUCAUGGCCACGUUGAGCUAGCGGAAAUGGCUUCAAAGUAUUUGUUCAACUUGGAUCCACAAAAUUCAGGCUACUAUGUUCUACUAUCAAAUCUACAGGCUGACAGUGGAGAAUGGGAGAGAGCUUCAAAAAUAAGAAGUUUGAUGAAGGAAAGAGGAGUGCAGAAAAUACCUGGGUAUAGCUGGAUUGAAGUUAACAACACCACACAUAUAUUUGUUGCUGCAGACAAGAGUCACCAACAAUCUACUCACAUAUAUUUUGUUUUAGAUAAUCUUCUUAGAGAGGUGCAGAUGGAGGGAUAUUUAUCUCAAAUUUAUGUCUAACAUUAUUAUGUUAUUGUGAGCAAGAAAUAGGUUUUGGAUUUAUU